Cryptomeria japonica (Japanese cedar) is the source of this 1036-nucleotide messenger RNA. RefSeq names its product NDR1/HIN1-like protein 6. The transcript has a single exon. Lineage: Eukaryota; Viridiplantae; Streptophyta; Pinopsida; Cupressales; Cupressaceae. The coding region runs from base 177 to 854 and encodes 225 amino acids. The record is from RefSeq and is a predicted model, not a curated record. Gene Ontology annotation, cellular component: plasma membrane.
UCCCCGUUUAUCUCUCCACCCACUGUUCGAAUCUCGUCCCCUCCUUAAACUGAAAGCGAACAGAUACACAGUGAAAUUUUCAGCCCAACGAGGGCAUAAAUAAGGCAGUAGUGGAUCAUGAAAAUGAACAGAAGAUCUCGCUGCUCAGGGUUUCUGUCGCAACAAAAUUGAGCCUCAUGUCGGAGAAGGAAGACCCUCAUUACUAUCAUUCCAAACACCAGGAGAAACCCUUAGGGCAGUACCCCAAAUAUUUCUCCCGCCGUCGCAAAUUCCAUGGCAAUUUCUUCUACAGUUGCUUCGUCUUGGGAUUUCAGAUCCUGAUGCUCUUUGCCAUAGCCAUUGUUAUUGCUGGAAUUACUUUCUACGCCGUCUUCAAGCCCAAGAUGCCCAAGUAUUCGGUCGAGAAUUUUCAGAUCACGAGCUUUGUCGUCGGCAUAGAUGGCACCGUUUCGUCGCAAUUUGUGGUAGGGGUGAGGACGACGAAUCCGAACAAAAAGAUCGGCAUUUAUUACCUUGAUGACAGCUAUAUUGGGGUUUUCUACAGCGGCACACAGCUCUCCAGGGGAAAAUUUCCUGCGUUUUACCAGGACCAUGAAACUAUCACUACCUUAACUGUUUUUCUCUCCGGAUCUGAUGUACAGCUCAACAAAAAACAAAUUACGUUGCUGAAUAGACAUCGGGUGGAUGGAAGCAUUCCUCUGCAUUUUAAGGUGGAUUUGCCCGUGAAAUUCAAGGUUGGGAAACUGAAAACCCCAAAGUAUACUUUCCAUGUGCGCUGCGAUCUGGUUCUGGGAGGGUUAAAUUCCAGGACCGGUGUCAAUAUUGGUAAAAGAAAAUGCAAGGUGAAGCUUUGAGGAGGCUGAAUCGAUCUGUAGGUCAUUUGCUUCUGUUUUUCAAAUUUUUUCUUCCUCUGUAAGAUUUUCUGUACAGAAUCGAUUUGUAUAGCACGGUAUUGUAUAGUUUAUUUAUGCUGCCCCUGUUACAUUUUCUGUACAGUGAGGGAACAUAUAUUGAUAACUUUUUUAUUCUUUCUAAA